Ascochyta rabiei is the source of this 396-nucleotide messenger RNA. RefSeq lists its product as uncharacterized. Gene Ontology annotation, molecular function: deaminase activity. The record is from RefSeq and is a predicted model, not a curated record. Gene Ontology annotation, cellular component: mitochondrion; cytosol. Lineage: Eukaryota; Fungi; Ascomycota; Dothideomycetes; Pleosporales; Didymellaceae. The transcript has 3 exons. The coding region runs from base 1 to 396 and encodes 131 amino acids.
AUGUCCGGAAUUCAGAUUGUUGCUACCAAGGAGGCUUGUCCUGUUGCUGGACCUUAUUCCCAAGCCAUCAUCGCCGGUCCCCAAGUCUUCGUCUCUGGUCAGAUCCCCGCUGACAAGACCGGCGCCCUGAUCGAGGGCAGCAUCACCGACAAGACAACCCAGUGCUGCGAGAACAUUGUCGCCAUUCUCAAGGAAGCCAACACACCCGUCAACAAGGUGGUCAAGGUCAACGUCUUCCUCGACGACAUGGCACACUUUGCCGAGAUGAACGGCGUGUUUGAGAAGUACUUUGCGCACAAGCCGGCAAGGAGCUGCGUUGCCGUUAAGCAGCUGCCCAAGGGUGUCCCCGUCGAGAUUGAGUGCAUUGCGUACAACGGUAUGCGCGCUAAGCUGUGA